Molecule: messenger RNA, 1124 nt
Organism: Penaeus monodon (black tiger shrimp)
Lineage: Eukaryota; Metazoa; Arthropoda; Malacostraca; Decapoda; Penaeidae
Gene: Elp4
Product: elongator complex protein 4-like
Biological process (GO): tRNA wobble uridine modification
Cellular component (GO): cytoplasm; elongator holoenzyme complex; transcription elongation factor complex
Source: RefSeq, a predicted model, not a curated record
AUGUCUCAUGGCAGUAGUGUUAGCAGUUUCCAGAAAAAAGGCAAGGUGAAGGUAGUCUCCAUUCCAGGUACUCGGCCAUCAUUACAUAAUGCCCAGCUUCUGAUUUCAACUGGCUUACCUUCUCUUGAUUACCUGUUAGGAGGAGGACUGGCUGUUGGUUCACUGCUCAUAGUAGAAGAAGAUAGAUAUGAUGUGUAUAGCAAACUGUUUCUCAAAUAUUUUCUUGCCGAAGGGGUGAUAAACUACACAUACUACUCGCUGGCCAAUUGGACAUGUCCUCCAUCAAAGUUUAAUUCGAUCCUACCAUCAUCAGGAUACACAAACCCCAAAAUCAACCUUGUUUUGAUGACAGACACCAGUUACCUGCUUUGGAGGGUAAUAAACCAGAAUUCCUGCUCAUCCAUCGCGUAUGACUCGAGUCUCAUAGAUAAGGUGGAUGUGGGAUUAUGGGAUGGUAAAAUCAUAGAGGAAGGAAAGGGAAUGGUAAAGAACAAAUAUUAUUGGUCUCUCUUACAAUUUAUUAAGAAAAGAAUAGAAUCAGGAAACCUGUCAACAUCCUUUAAUAAAGCAAAGACUAAUGUUAUGCGCAUAGCCCUGCAUUCACUUGGAUCUCCACUCUGGGGUUGGGAAUUUAGUCAGCAUGAAAAGGACCACCCGUGUAACUUCUCAACCGCUUUAUUUUUCUAUCUACGGGCCCUUGUACGCUCUUCUUUUUCCAUAGGAAUGGUCACCAUCCCGUCUCAUCUGUUUGUAGAUCCUGCUCUCAUGUCUCGCUUGACAAUAGCAGGGGAUUUUGUAGUGAGACUUGAAUCAUUUCAAGGGUCAGAGAAGGAAACAAAUCCAGUAUUCAAGGAUUACCAUGGACUUUUCCACAUUGUGAAGCUGUCUGCACUCAAUAGCCUUGUUCCUCCCUUGUUAGACUCUACAGACUGGGUUUUUCGACUAAAAAGACGCAGUUUAACCAUUGAGCGCUUGCAUCUCCCUCCUGAAUUAUCAGAGACUGUCAGCAGAGAUCAAGAAGAAACAGUUACAAAAUCAGGCCCUGCUUGUAUGGGGGGAAAACUCCCAAAACACCUGGAUUUUUGAAGUUUGUUGCCUUAAUGAAUAAAUUUUAUCAAAGUUUU